Molecule: messenger RNA, 1217 nt
Organism: Acipenser ruthenus (sterlet)
Lineage: Eukaryota; Metazoa; Chordata; Actinopteri; Acipenseriformes; Acipenseridae
Product: twist-related protein 2-like
Exons: 2
Coding region: 194-676 (160 amino acids)
Biological process (GO): regulation of transcription by RNA polymerase II; developmental process
Molecular function (GO): protein dimerization activity; RNA polymerase II transcription regulatory region sequence-specific DNA binding; DNA-binding transcription factor activity, RNA polymerase II-specific
Source: RefSeq, a predicted model, not a curated record
AAAAAAAAAUACAAAAAUUCCUGAAAGAAAAAGGACUGCCAAAUCUUCUUCUUCUUCUUAUUAAUUACUUUAAUAAAGCGGGGUUAUCCCAGACAUUAAACAUCUCUAUACUUUAUUUGAAUUGCAAGGAUAUUUCUCUAAUCACGGAUUUCAAAGUGAAAACCCUUUCUCUUUGCAUUUCUUUCUGGAAGAAAUGGAAGACAGUUCAAGUUCUCCCGUAUCCCCUGUGGAUAGUUUAGUGACCAGUGAGGAGGAGUUGGACAGACAACAAAGAUUUGGAAAGAAACGGAGAUGCAGCAAAAAGUUUAGUGAAGACAGCAGCCACAGUCCAGGGAAGCGGGGAAAGAAGCCGAGUCCCAGCGCCACCCAGUCCUACGAAGAACUCCAAAACCAGCGAGUCCUGGCUAACGUCAGGGAAAGGCAAAGGACUCAGUCCCUCAAUGAAGCCUUUGCAUCCUUGAGGAAAAUUAUCCCAACUCUGCCCUCUGAUAAACUCAGUAAGAUCCAGACACUCAAGCUGGCUUCCAGAUACAUUGACUUUCUCUAUCAGGUCCUGCAAAGCGACGAGAUGGAUAGCAAGAUGUCAAGUUGCAGCUAUGUGGCGCACGAGCGGCUCAGUUACGCAUUUUCAGUGUGGCGGAUGGAAGGCGCUUGGUCAAUGUCGGCAUCCCACUAGCAGCGAAGUCAUUCAUGGCAUGCUAAGGGACUGUUUGUUUAUUUUCUGAAGACGAUAAAGGAUUUAUUGAAGAACCUAAAGAACCUCAAAAGGAUGGUCAGGAGACUGAACAGGACAGAAGCUCUCAACUCAGAAUACUUACAAAAACGACCACCAGCAACGGCAACUACAAGGACAAACUAAAAGGUGUUGAUUGAUGUCUCCUGCAAAAAAACUUCUUCACAAAGAUGAAUUUAAAUUUUGAAUACCGGUAUGAUGAUUCAGGAAGACUUUCCACCUUUUUGUAUUUUUUUGGUACUUUUCUCUUGUUUUUGUUAAUAUAAAUGUAAAAACAAAUCGAAACAUUGUACAUAACUAUUGGUAUUUGCCAGCUUUCUUUUAAAGGGAACAAUGCAAUCAGAAAAACAUGAAUUAGCAAAAUAUGCUGCAUGGACGCUUGAAACCUCUUUUUUUUUUUUCAAAGCUUUUUCUAUUCUGUUUAUUCGGUUCAGUAUACAUGUUGCUCGUUUUUUAUUUAUUAAAUAUUUAUCAAGCCAAGUGA